This is a messenger RNA of Ambispora leptoticha, 2346 nucleotides long. The record is from the annotation of a GenBank genome assembly. NCBI's taxonomy places the organism in Eukaryota, Fungi, Glomeromycota, Glomeromycetes, Archaeosporales, Ambisporaceae.
AUGAAACCAAAAAUAGCCAUGCUUGUGACAGAUGUCGAAAAAGACACUUAUAGUCACCCGGGGAGUAAACGUGGUUAUGUCGAGACUAUUGAUGAUAGGUUAAGUAAGAUUGAACAUGUACUUACAAAAUAUUUGGAGGGUGCAGAUAAUCAAGUACAGAUUACAGAUGCGGAUAAAGUGGAAAAUGAUUCAGAAAUAAUUUUACCAACCCAUGAUCUAGUCAACAUGGCUUCAAAACUUGAAGAGGAAGGAAAACUUGACCCAGAUAAAAUAUGUGAAACGAUGUCUUCAUUAAAAUUAACAAAAUCAUCCACCAUUUAUCUUACGAUCACAAAAGAACCCAAUUUCCUGAAAUCAUUAAAGGACAAAAAUAAUCCUCCUUCAAUAUUACUAUUAAAUUCGAUAUUUGCCGUGGCGAGUAUAUUUUCAGAUGAUCCGAGAACAAGGGGAGAUCCUGAUAAACCGGAAACGGUAGGAGACUUAUUCUUUGAACGUGCACGAGAUCUCCUUGAUGAUUUUAUGGAUAGGCCACGACUAUCAACCAUACAGGCACUUCAUUUUCUUGCACAAUUUUGCGUCAAAUCCAGUCGAUACUCAUGUCGAAUAUGGAUGUACCUUGGCAUGGCAAUGUCAAUGGCAAGAGACUUGAGCCUGAAUCGAGAUUGCUAUAAAUGGGAUAUUGGAAAAGCGGAGAAAGCUGUUCGAAAUAGAGUUUUUUGGGCGACUUAUGUUGGAGAAGUGGUAGCGUGUGCAUCAUUUGGCAAAAGUUUACCUGUUUAUGAUUUUGACGUACGAUUACCUUAUGAACUUGACGAUGAUGGAGAUGACGCGCUGGAUGUCAUCAAUUUUAUGCACCUAUGUAAAUUAUCAAAAAUACUUGGGAAUAUUCUUCAGUCGAAACCAUAUUUCUCAAAACCAGGAUUCCUACGAAACACAUUGCCUGCCAUCGAUGCAGCUCUAAGUUCGUGGCUCUUGGGUUUACCAUCACACCUACAGUGCACACUACCGGCAAACGUGGAUCCGGAACCUGCCUCAAUGACACCAUUUGCCUCAUUUAUACACCAAAUGUAUAAUACCAUCCUAAUACAUCUUCAUCGACCAUAUAUGGAUUCCAAAGAAUUUCCGAAUAUUGAUUCCCGUCAAAUAUGCAUCCAAGCCGCCACCAACAUCACAAAGCUUGCGAUCUGCAUGCCAAUCAACAGGCAUGGGAUUUACUUUAGCUUUAGCAUGACUGGAUAUUUUCUAUCGCAGGCGGGCAUAAUACAUCAAACCUUAAUCCCGGAACCAGAAUCGAGCCAUCACGGAAUAAAAAACAUGGAACAAACGAUGAAAGUCUUGAAAUCACUUGGAGGGGAAACACGAGUAGGGGGUGGAAAUUGUGGCGUUGAUGAUUGUCUGAAAAUGCUGGAUGCUCUUUUUAGGGCGCAGCUCGCAAAAUUGGAAGAAAAUCGAGCGGUACGUGCUGCCGCCCGGAAAAAUUGGAAUGAGCGUGGUGUGGGCGGCGAAGGAGGCGGUAGUAGGGGCAGCACUGAUUUUGAGAGUAAAAAUAAUAAAAUUAAGAAAAAAAUGAGCGAAAAUUUCGGAAAUGAUAGAAGAAAAACUCAAGCUAAAACAAUUCCAACGCCGCCUUCAUCAAUUCAACAGGACUUUGAAGUAUCAAGUAAUCCACCAGCUUUUAUUAAAGCAGAAUCAUUACCCGAUCAGCAAUUAACUGGUAACAUUAGUGUUGGUCAAUCUUCGGUAUCUGUCACUUUGCCAAAAUCACCUCCGCCUCAACAGGCUCUUCACAAUAACAGCCAUUCGACUCCUCAACCUCCUAUUGUUCCUUCAUCCGAAACUUAUUACACGAAUGGCAUUCAUAAUGUUGCGAAUUAUGCCGCUAAUAAUGAUCAUCAUCAGAAUACCAACAAUCAAAUUUACAAUAUGAAUUGGACGAUGGAUGGUUACACAGAACAUUAUCAUCAUUCGAAUAAUUCACAGACAACAGUUCCAAAUGCUGGGUCUGAUGUUUCGGCAUCGGGUAAUGUUCAAAAUAGAUCACGACAUUCUUCCACAGCUAGUAAUGACUCGAUGUUUCGUAUGCAUCGUGAUCAAUUAAACACGCAUUAUUCAACAUAUUCAAUGAGUAACGAACAGAAUCCUCCCGCGAUUUUAAUAAAUCAUGAUCAUAUAAUUAACGAGGAAAUGCAUACUGGUGAAGAGGAUAGGGCAAGUCAGCAACAACAACAACAAACAGUUUUACUUCGAAACCAACAACAAAUGGCAACUGCUGACCCAUUGGUAAUAGAAACAAGUCAUAUGCAAGAAGAACAACUACAAAAUAGCUCCUGGAAUCAGUGGCCAUGA